AUGCCGGCGAGUUUAGAAAGAAAUGCUGAUACAAGUACGGCAAAGGGUUUAUUGAAAGAAAAGAAUGACAAUGAUAAUGAUACCUGGAAGUCAUGGACUCCAAAAAAUCUAAACACACCAGUAUCAAGUAAACUGAAAGUAACCAGAAAAAAUGAAGAAGACUGCUUAAAAAGAAGAAGACCUAAAAUUGAUUGCUCGAGUGAUGAAUUGAACGCUGUAUUCUUCCCUGAUGUAAUAUUUCUUCCCAUGGUGCUGGCAAGUCUAGACCAGGUCGUUAAAGGCAUU
Brenthis ino (lesser marbled fritillary) is the source of this 285-nucleotide messenger RNA. The record is from the annotation of a GenBank genome assembly. NCBI's taxonomy places the organism in Eukaryota, Metazoa, Arthropoda, Insecta, Lepidoptera, Nymphalidae.